This is a messenger RNA of Populus trichocarpa (black cottonwood), 721 nucleotides long. RefSeq names its product hemoglobin-2. Gene Ontology annotation, molecular function: heme binding; oxygen binding. NCBI's taxonomy places the organism in Eukaryota, Viridiplantae, Streptophyta, Magnoliopsida, Malpighiales, Salicaceae. The coding region runs from base 75 to 557 and encodes 160 amino acids. The transcript has 4 exons. The record is from RefSeq and is a predicted model, not a curated record.
CAAGAUGGGCUCAGAACACCAAUCCCAUUUUUAUAAAAUCACCAACCUGUCAAAUUCUAAAACACCGGGCCACCAUGAGUACCUCGGAGUUCAAGGGUUUCACAGAAGAACAAGAAGCUCUUGUUGUGAAGUCAUGGAGUGCAAUGAAGAAGAAUGCUUCAGAAUUGGGUCUUAAAUUCUUCUUGAAGAUAUUUGAAAUUGCUCCAUCAGCACAGAAAUUGUUCCCGUUCUUGAGAGACUCAAGCGUUCCUGUCGAGCAGAAUCCAAAACUCAAGCCCCAUGCCAUGUCUGUCUUUAUCAUGACUUGUGAAUCAGCUGUGCAGCUAAGGAAAGCUGGGAAAGUAACAGUAAGAGAGUCCAGCUUGAAAAAAUUAGGAGCUGUCCACUUCAAAAAUGGUGUAGUUGAUGAACAUUAUGAGGUAACAAAGUUUGCCUUAUUGGAGACAAUUAAGGAAGCUGUACCUGAAAUGUGGUCACCAGAUAUGAAGAAAGCAUGGGGAGAAGCUUAUGAUCAGCUAGUUGCUGCUAUCAAGACAGAAAUGAAGCCCUCUUCCUAGGUUUCUUCAAUGAAUUAAACUUUGCAAAAUUAAGCAUUUGUGCUAUGCUAAUCUUUGUUUACUAAUCCGGGUGUCUGGGAAUGUUUUCUCAUCAUGUAUUUACUAGAUUUUUGCCCGUCCUUGGCAGCGGGUAUGUUUGAAUAAAACUUAUCAUAUUUUCAUAA